Molecule: messenger RNA, 2397 nt
Organism: Aureobasidium musti
Lineage: Eukaryota; Fungi; Ascomycota; Dothideomycetes; Dothideales; Saccotheciaceae
Source: the annotation of a GenBank genome assembly
AUGUUAAGAAACAACCUACCCACGCCGCCACUAGCCAACCAGCGUCCGUCUGCACAUCGCGUCGGGCCGCUGUUUGCUGCACAGCUCCGCCGCAUCUUCAUCCCGGCGCGUUCUGCUGACCUGCUUUUCCCCGUGAUAUACGAUUAUUCGGAGGUGCUUCCUUUGAGCAGCAUCUUCGUUGUUGACGACNNAGACAAACUGGCUCUACCAUCUAUCUCUCACGUCCAGUCGCGCGGGUUCGAAGAUCAGUGGUAUCAACCAACCAACGUAUUGCAAGCCACUUCCACUGCGGAGCGUUUGCCUGCCCUGUCCCAACUCCAGACCUUCCCGUCUGUGGGUUCUUCUCCAAGAGGAAGCUCUAUCGCUUCAGCAGAACCUGUUUGCGGUACUGACACAGCUACCUCCUAUUCAUCCUCCUUCCACGGCGCAUACAGCACCGGACUCAAGACNCCCUCGCCCGAUCACACUCCCGCCUAUCGCAGAGAUAGUGUUCAAUCCGGACUACACGGCCAAUCGAUUCCCAUCACGAGUUACGACCACAACAGCACUUCUUGUAUCAGCAUGAACCAAACCCAGCCUUACAUGGACGUGAGCCAGAGUCACAUGUCUAGCAGCAUCCCUUCUUCGGCUCCCCCGCCAGGCCUCGGCCAUUAUGCCAGUUACCACCAACCGCAGCCCAUCUCGAGCCAGUCUCACCCAUAUGGUUCAUCACCUUCAUCCUACUCUCAAUACUACACCAAUGGCCUCGCUCCUCUCCAUCACCCCUCGGCAAGUAGCUUAGGCUCGCAAAUGGUCCCUCAAUCACAACCGCCCCUUCCCAGUAAGUUUUGCGCAGAAGUGAUCUGUCUCCGAAAUGUCGCUAACCUUGUUUUCAGCNNACUUGCGAACAGCGUAUCACCUAGUUCAGCACAAGGCCAAUACUCUGGUGCUACAUUCGACACAACAGGACAGGUCGCGCCGCCUGGCAUGAAGCCUAGAGUGACUGCGACUCUCUGGGAAGAUGAGGGAAGUCUUUGCUUCCAAGUCGAGGCAAAUGGCAUCUGCGUGGCCAGACGCGAAGACAACCACAUGAUCAACGGAACAAAAUUGCUGAACGUGGCUGGCAUGACGCGCGGUCGUCGCGAUGGUAUUCUCAAGAGCGAGAAGAACAGACACGUGGUCAAGAUUGGUCCUAUGCAUCUGAAGGGAGUCUGGAUUCCAUUCGACCGUGCUCUGGAAUUCGCCAACAAGGAGAAGAUCACUGAGAAACUCUACCCUCUGUUUGUGCACAACAUCGGUGCUCUGCUCUACCACCCUUCGAACAGCGCCAGCCGUACUAUCGGUGGUGCUACUUCGCUGGUUCCUGGUGAACGUAGACGUCCCGAGGAUUACAUGAGAGCGCCCGUAAGCCAGUCCCCUGCCAUGCCUCACGCUCACUCGAUGGCUAUGCCUCAACCGCCGCAUUCGCUUGCUCCUCAUCCCAAUGCCGGAAGACCCAAUCUGGACAGAGCUCACACGUUCCCCACUCCUCCCACGAGCGCAUCCAGCAUGAUGGGCAUUGGCAGCUCAGAAGGUUCUUACCAGUGGAGCGCUCAGCCUCCUUCUACAAUGCAGCAGCAACAGCCUUCUCAACAACCCUUAGCUAUUGACACCAACAUGAGCAACAGAUCUGUGCCUACCACUCCCGCUACCACUCCUCCUGGAAGCGCCAUGCACAGUAUGCCUCCUUACCAGACCAGCCAAGCAUACGACAAUGGUCGUCAACUGUACUCGGCUCCCUCGCAACCAUCUCAGUACGGCCCUCGUUACGGUCAGCUUCAGCCCAGCCCUUACAUUAAGAAUGAAAUGGCUCCUCCGGCUCGUGCUGGCGCAGAGGCCGAUCAUGCGAUCGACCAGAAGCCCCAAGAUGGUUACACUAACCACUCUGGUGCUCACGACGAUGCCGAGGGUGAACACGAGGGCGAAUACACUCACGCUUCUGGACCUUAUGGUGGAAACCGUGCUUCAUACGCUUACGCCACACCUGCCACAACUGCUUCAUUGCACAGCGAUCAGACACACAUGUCCUCAGACAUGACUGGCUCGCCUCAUCACAAGGCUUCUGGCGGUGCUACUCCUCGUACAACUAACAGCUAUCACGCUGGAUACACCACGCCUCAGCGCCCUCAGCAACUUCAGUCCAACCUUUUCAGUGUCAUGAGCGAUAACCGUCCCAAUGGCUCUGAGAUGUACGGUCAGCCUGGUCAUGCCUACGGCCAAGGCUAUCAAGCUGUGAAUGGUAUGCAGAAGCGCAUGCGCGAUGACGAUGCCGACGAUCGCUACAACGAAGACUCGGACGGCCUCAAGCGAAGAAAGACAGUACGCGAAGGCAGCGCAGGAAUCGGACGUCCUCGCUCCGUCCUAGCUGGGCACCGAUAA